UGUGUAAAGAAACUGUUAGAUUUGGGCUUAAACCGUUAUUUUUAAAUUUUGUUGUUGUUGUUGUUUUAAAUGAUGGUGGUGCUUGCAAGUGUGCUAAGAGGUUCUGUGUUUACCACUUACAGUUUUUCAAAUUGACCAUGAGCAACUUGAGUCAACUGAGGGAAUAAUUUUAGUAUUUAGAGGCAUGGUGGUAAUGAACCAUUUAGACAAGCAUUUGUUUUGCUAGGAGUGCAAAUGCUAAGCCUAACCUAGAAAACUUCAGUAGCACUAUGAGUCCAAAAUCCGUGGAGAUCUAACAGCAGGUGUGGAUUUUUGUGGUGAGCGGAUGAUAGAGAUGCUUACAGUAGCAAUAGCUGAAGAAAAACUAUUUUUUUACAACAGUGCUGGGAGUCUUCUGUAAGAUAAUUCUCAAGCCUAUCUGUAUGGCCAGUUGUAAGUACUGGUCAGCAGUGAUGUGUAAUGGAGGCAUUCACCAAGCCCUUCAGAUACUUCACAUGUACCUUGGGAGACAGAAUUCUGGGAGUUCAGAAGAUCACUUGGCUGCCUUGUGACCUUCAGAACACUUACAUUUUAUGGUAAAUUUCCCCAUUGUUUUCUCAAGAUCUAUUACUGGGGUUCUCUUUUUUCCCCUCUGAACAGAUGACAAAAGUGCCUGCAGAUUUCCUCUGGAAGCUUGAGUGCAGCCAGCCUUGUUUUCUGAAGCCUGGUGUGCUUUGCAUGCUGAGAGUAUUCUUUAUGUGUCUUGUGCAUAAUAGCCUACUCGUUUGCACUUGAUAGGGAAGUAGGUGUAUAUUCUGUUACAGAAAAUGAUUGGUUGAAAUAGGAAGAAACAACGGAAUGGGGCCCAGAAAAAGCCCUCUUUCUAAGUGAAUGCCUUUAGUGUGCUUAGAAUUGUGACUCUCAGUUUCUCACUUCACCGCAUUCCCCAGGCAGUCCCAGUAACAUCGGAAUAUCCACGAAGGAGAUUUGCUUAAUGGCUGGCAAAGAUCAUCUCUGGAAUCUGACCUCAAAAGUUACUGGCAAGCUAGUUUUCCUUAAUAGGUGCUGUACAGAUUCUCUGGAUAGUCUUUUAUUUUUAAAGAAGAUAAAUAAAUGCUGGCAAGAUCAUUGCAGACAAAUGAUCAUGAUCAGAAGCAUUUUCUUGUUUUUGGAUCGUACGUAUGUACUUCAGAAUUCAAUGCUUCCUUCUAUAUGGGACAUGGGGCUAGAAUUAUUUAGAAAUCAUGUCAUUAGUGAUAAGCAAGUUCAAAACAAGACAAUUGAUGGAAUCCUUCUGCUGAUUGAACGAGAACGAAGUGGUGAAGCAGUGGACAGAAGUUUGCUGCGUAGUUUGUUGAGUAUGCUGUCUGAUCUACAGGUUUACAAAGAAUCAUUUGAACAGAAGUUUCUGGAAGAGACAAAUUGCUUAUAUGCUGCGGAGGGCCAAAGAUUAAUGCAGGAAAGAGAGGUCCCAGAAUAUCUUCACCAUGUUAGUAAACGUUUGGAAGAAGAAGGAGACAGAGUGAUUACAUACUUAGACCACAGCACACAGAAGCCACUGAUUGCUUGUGUGGAGAAACAACUACUGGGAGAACACUUAACAGCUAUUUUGCAAAAAGGACUUGAUAACCUGCUUGAUGAAAAUAGAAUAUCAGAUUUGACCCAGACGUAUCAGCUGUUCAGCAGGGUAAAAGGGGGGCAGCAGAUCCUUCUGCAACAUUGGAGUGAAUACAUCAAGAACUUUGGGACAACAAUAGUGGUUAAUCCUGAAAAGGACAAGGAUAUGGUGCAAGAGCUACUAGAUUUUAAGGAUAAAGUGGACCAUAUCAUAGAAGUGUGCUUUCAGAAAAAUGAAAAAUUUAUAAACUUGAUGAAGGAGUCCUUUGAAACAUUUAUCAACAAGAGACCAAAUAAGCCUGCAGAAUUGAUAGCAAAAUAUGUGGAUUCCAAGUUAAGAGCGGGUAAUAAGGAAGCAACAGAUGAAGAGCUGGAAAGAAUCCUUGACAAAAUCAUGAUCAUAUUUAGAUUCAUUCAUGGUAAAGAUGUGUUUGAGGCAUUCUAUAAGAAAGAUUUGGCCAAAAGACUGCUGGUUGGAAAAAGUGCAUCUGUAGAUGCUGAGAAGUCCAUGUUGUCAAAGCUUAAACAUGAAUGUGGGGCUGCUUUUACCAGCAAACUGGAGGGCAUGUUCAAGGACAUGGAACUGUCAAAAGAUGUCAUGGUUCAGUUUAAGCAGUAUAUGCAGAACCAAAGUGACCCAGGAAAUAUAGACCUGACAGUAAAUAUAUUAACAAUGGGAUAUUGGCCAACUUAUACACCUAUGGAAGUUCACUUAAAUUCAGAGAUGAUUAAGCUUCAAGAGGUGUUUAAAACCUUUUACCUAGGAAAACAUAGUGGUCGAAAGCUUCAGUGGCAGACCACAUUAGGGCAUGCUGUCCUGAAGGCGGAAUUUAAGGAAGGAAAGAAAGAAUUUCAAGUGUCGCUCUUUCAGACAUUAGUGCUGCUUAUGUUUAAUGAAGGAGAUGAAUUCAGUUUUGAAGAAAUUAAAAUGGCCACCGGUAUAGAGGACAGUGAAUUAAGAAGAACCUUGCAGUCCUUAGCUUGUGGGAAAGCACGAGUAUUGAUUAAAAAUCCAAAGGGCAAGGAUGUAGAAGAUGGAGACAAAUUCAUCUUUAAUGGUGAUUUCAAGCAUAAAUUGUUUAGAAUAAAGAUCAAUCAAAUCCAGAUGAAAGAAACAGUCGAGGAACAGGUUAGCACAACUGAAAGAGUAUUUCAAGACAGACAAUAUCAGAUUGAUGCUGCCAUCGUACGAAUAAUGAAGAUGAGAAAGACUCUUGGUCACAACCUCCUUGUUUCUGAAUUGUAUAACCAACUGAAAUUUCCAGUAAAGCCUGGAGACUUGAAAAAGAGGAUUGAAUCUCUCAUUGACAGAGACUAUAUGGAGAGAGACAAAGACAACCCCAACCAGUACCACUACGUUGCAUAACGAAGAGGAAAUACUUAUUAAAAAAAAAAAAAAAACACAAAAAGAAAAAAAUCCAAAUAUAUCUUCAGGACAUCGAAUAC
This is a messenger RNA of Numida meleagris (helmeted guineafowl), 3042 nucleotides long. RefSeq names its product cullin 4A (gene CUL4A). The transcript is spliced from 19 exons. Lineage: Eukaryota; Metazoa; Chordata; Aves; Galliformes; Numididae. Gene Ontology annotation, biological process: ubiquitin-dependent protein catabolic process; DNA damage response; protein ubiquitination. Gene Ontology annotation, cellular component: Cul4A-RING E3 ubiquitin ligase complex. The record is from RefSeq and is a predicted model, not a curated record. The coding region runs from base 974 to 2962 and encodes 662 amino acids. Gene Ontology annotation, molecular function: ubiquitin protein ligase binding.